Messenger RNA from Cryptotermes secundus, 10171 nucleotides. It is a transcript of the gene mei-P26, whose product is annotated as B-box type zinc finger protein ncl-1. Gene Ontology annotation, biological process: positive regulation of DNA-templated transcription. The record is from RefSeq and is a predicted model, not a curated record. Gene Ontology annotation, molecular function: zinc ion binding; ubiquitin-protein transferase activity; protein binding. The transcript is spliced from 15 exons. Gene Ontology annotation, cellular component: nucleoplasm; chromatin. NCBI's taxonomy places the organism in Eukaryota, Metazoa, Arthropoda, Insecta, Blattodea, Kalotermitidae. The coding region runs from base 351 to 3302 and encodes 983 amino acids.
UUCUUAAUUUGUUAAGCACAGGGACGACUCUACCUUUUUCCUUACUGUAUUUCUACAAAUACAGUGCUUCAUAAUUCCGUAAUUCAUAAAUGUGUAUCAACAAUUUCUGAAAGGUUUGAGGUGGACAGAAAAUGGCGAAAUGACUAUGUGCGAAUAUCAUCUGUGCAUGUAUACAUGAAACUAUGAACUGAUCGGAGAGCUCAGAGAGUAUGCCAUAUAACAGAUGAGACGAUCGCGCCAUUUGCAAUGGCAAAGGUCGAGUCUGCAACAGUGAAAGCUUGAACUCUUGAUUAAUUAGCAACACAAUAAGGUACACAAGCAUUCAGAGUAGCCAAAUCAGUCAUUUGAACAUGGAAAUGGAGUCCAGUGAUGAAAAUGAACUAGGCCUAUUUGGAGAUGGGUUUAGGGGAAGUAGCCCUGGCCCUUUAGAAGAAUCUAGUCCAUCUGAAAACCAGGAUCAAAUAUGUAGUAUCUGCAGCAAAAAGUACUGCUGUCCACGUGUGUUAUCAUGUCUGCAUGUCUUCUGUGAAUCUUGCCUGGAGAAGAUGCUUGUGGAGGAAAUAGGAGAAUCUGUAAAAAGAGACUUCACAAUCAAAUGCCCAAAGUGUAAACAGGAGACAAAGGUGGGUAAUAAGGGAGUUGUUUCCCUGCCAUGUGAUUAUGUCCUCACCAAUAUUCUCGAUAUGUCGGCCAUUGAGAGUAUGGCAGUUCUGUGCACUAGUUGCAAGGCGAAGGAGAAGGCUGUGGCACGCUGCUCUGAUUGUGCUAAUUUCCUGUGUCCAAACUGCAACUCAGCGCAUCAGUUUAUGCGCUGCUUUGAAAAUCACCAUGUUGUAACUUUUGAAGAAUUAAAUAACUCCCAUGAAGCAGUCCCAAUUCAUAAGCCAAUCUUCUGUGACAUUCAUCCUGCAGAAAGUAUGAAAUUCUUCUGUUUAUCUUGCCAGGUACCAAUUUGUAAUGAUUGUUUGCUGAAAGAACACAAGGCUCCAGAACAUCAUUAUGAACGCAUGUCGGAAGCAGAAGGUCGUCAGCGUGAAGAACUCCAAAGUCUGAUGACUGAAAGCAAGUCUAAAGUGGAGUUUUGCGAGGAUGCAUCAAGCCAUCUGGCAAAUGCCCUCAGCGAGUUGCAAGUUCAGUAUGAUAGUGCUAAAGAUCUGAUCCAGGAAACGUUCCAAAGCUAUAAAGCAAUCCUGGAAAAAUAUAAGGAUAAAGUGUUGGAGGAUUUGCAGCAGUUGCACUCCAAACAAGAACUGAAAAUAAUGGAUACAUUUCAUAGCGUGGAAAAAACAAUGGAGAAAAUUGAUGAUGCAUGUAAGUUUACUUCACAGCUGCUGGAACAUGGGAACACUGUCGAGAUUUUGUCCCUGAAGAGAAUAGUUGGAGCCCAGUUACUUCACUUGAUAAAUAAUACUCCAAAACCUGAAGUGAACACGUCUAUUGAGUUUGAAACAGACAUUAACAAAUUUGAGGCUGCUGUCAAGGCAACAUUUGGAACAUUCUGUACAGAGACUACUUCCACGCCUAAAGAAACAACAACUCCGCCAAACUUGCCAGGAGUGCAGCCCCUCAAUUUAAGUGGAGUUCUUGGUGCCGCAGGAAUGGAAAUUGCAAAUGCUUGUCCUAACACUGUAACAACCACUAGCAGCCCCGUUUCUCUCCCAACUUCAAUGCAGUCCUCAUUUGAAGGCGAGCUUGCUUCUGGAGUUGGUCCUGCAUUUUCCCUUCCUCCAGGUGUGCUAGGACCAACCGAAGGUCCUCCAGUUCCACCAUCCCUGCCUCCAACAACUCUGCAUGGUUUGACUAGCAUUCAAGAGUACAAUCUACAGCAGCUGGCAAGCCUUGCAGAAAAAGAAGCAGCCAGCUCUCCGGUUGUUGGAGUAUCACCAUCGCAUCCUGCUCCAAGUUCAAACCCAAGUCCCACUCCUUCCUUCACCCUGGCUGAUCUCUUCUCUGGGGACAUCAGCUCUACAAGCAAUGCACUCAACAAUUUACAGGCCCUUGCAAAAUUGGGCAGUGUGUCACUCAACAAUCAGGGUCAGAUUGUGGUGAAUGGUGGGCAGACUGUGAAUUUAGUGGACCCCCUACCCCAUGGUGCACCACCACAGCCCGGGGCUGGUCACACUGUUCACAGUUCCACCCCUACCCCUCCGCCUAGCCAGGCUCUGCCCCCAACCCUCGGAGCUCUCCUUAACGAUCUGGCUAAUGGGUCCCUGAAUGGAGGGCCACCCGGAGGGGCAGGCAGUCUGGUGUUGGGACGUGGUCCUUCACCAAGCCUGGAGAUAAACACAGCCAUAUCACCACUGAAUGGAGCGACGUUCCAGUCUCUGUCGGGCUCACCCUCACCCAUACUCUCACAGUCAGAUGAAUUACUAGCGGAGAGCCUGCAUAACAUCCCUGUAAUUGUAUCAGGAGGAGGAGGUGGGGGGGGACCUGCAGGAACUUUCCAUCAUCCUCGUGCUGCAGCAAGCAAGCUCACACCCAUGCAGAUUCGCUGCAAGUACGGCCAGUUGGGUCCGAGUAAGGGCCAGUUCAAUUCACCUCAUGGUUUUUGCCUUGGGAUCGAGGAAGAUAUCAUAGUUGCGGACACCAAUAACCACCGCAUUCAGGUAUUUGAGAAGACAGGUACUUUCAAGUUCCAGUUUGGUGUGCCUGGCAAGGAAGAAGGUCAGUUAUGGUAUCCACGAAAAGUUGCAGUUAUGCGGAACACUGGGAAGUACGUUGUUUGUGAUCGUGGGAAUGAACGUUCUCGCAUGCAGAUUUUUACCAAGAAUGGCCAUUUUAUUAAGAAAAUUGCCAUCAGGUAUAUAGACAUAGUGGCUGGACUUGCAGUAACAUCUCAAGGUCACAUUGUUGCUGUCGACAGUGUGUCACCAACUGUAUUUGUUAUCUCUGAGUGUGGUGACCUACUACGCUGGUUUGACUGUAGCGAUUACAUGCGGGAACCUUCAGAUAUUGCGAUAAGUGGAAAGGAGUAUUUUGUCUGUGACUUCAAAGGCCACUGUGUGGUUGUGUUCAACGAAGAAGGACAGUUCUUACGCCGCAUUGGUUGUGACAGUAUAACCAACUUCCCCAAUGGGAUUGACAUAUCAGAUGCUGGGGAUGUUUUGGUGGGCGACUCACACGGAAAUCGAUUUCAUGUAGCAGUGUUUUCCAGAGAUGGGUCUCUUCUGUCAGAGUUUGAGUGCCCCUAUGUCAAGGUAUCCCGAUGCUGCGGCCUAAAAAUCACAUCAGAAGGUUAUGUGGUAACUUUAGCUAAGAACAAUCAUCAUGUAUUGGUCCUCAAUACACUUUAUAUCAUGUAAGUAAGGUCUGAAGAGAAGUUAUGCUGCCAGCAGCGAAUUGAGCAAGAAAGCUGCAUGAAUAUAUACUGUAGGAUUAGACUUUCAGAAUAUUAGAGAAACUCUGUUGGGUCACAGGAGCAUGAUGUGGUUGGUGCUUCUUCAUGUAGCCCCAUCUCUCUCCAUCUUAAGAACUCAGCCCAAUGGUGUUUACCAUAGUCUCCAACUUAGUUGAUCUCGCAACCAUAAACUCUGCAUAAUUUAUGCUAAUAUUUUAAUUUUCAGUAGUCAGAAAGUCAUGUUAAGUACUGCAGUAAGAUUUUUAAAUAUGAGUGCUGUAGUGGAGACAAAAUAUUUGUUUUCAGAUUAUUUUGCGAGGGAAAGAUGUUUAGUUUAGGCAGAGUUUGUUUUAUUUUAAAGGUGUGAUGUAAAAAAAUGCAUUUAGCAAAUUUAUCCAAAUAACGAAAGUACUAUAGGUAAAUAUAUUAUACAUAUACACUAAUUAUUUUUUAUUUGUUAAAAAACUAAAUUAUUAUUAUUAUCAUUAGUAGUAGUAGUAGUAGUAGUAGUAGUAAUAGUAAUAGCAGCAGCAGCAGUCAUAUGGUUCCUAAUGUAACAGUUCAUGCUUAAAAGGAGAGUUUCUUUUCAUGCAUAUGUGUGUGAAUGGUUAAAAUGGCUGUGUGCUUGAGUUCUUGGAUGUUCAGUUUUAAAGUAACUGUAAUGAUUACAAUACUUACUCAGGUUGGUUUAUUAUUAUUCAUCAUAUUUGCUAUAACUAAGAAUGUGAUUGCAAAUUUUAUUUGCUCUGAAAAUGAGAAAAUAUGUUUUUCAUCUUGAUAUUUUUGUGCAACUUGAUGAGGUUGCAAAGGGUAGCACGCAAACAACUGUGUAUCUUAUAUCGGAAUGUAUGUAUUUUACUGUGCCAUGAUUUCUCUAACUAUUAAUUAAACAUUUGUUUGCGCGUUAAUCUAUCUUUGUACCCUCCCAAAUAUAUGAAUGAAUAAUCUCAUGUAUGAAAGUGGCAAUGGCUUUUCAGCCAUCGAUAACUAUAGACAUUUUAUUGUAGGGUGUUCAGACUUCCAGAAACUAUUGCACAUGUUUUGUCUGUCAGUCUACCUGAGGAAAGGACUUGUGAAUGUCUCCUUUAUGGAAACAAAACUACAUUUCCUGGGAUUUGUGAUGAUUGUGAAUUCCCCCUUAUUGUAUAAUUGGAUUGCUGUGCUCUACUGUCUGCACAAAGACAUUUUCAUCGAGUUUUGAGCUUCUUUGUCACUCAUUUUAAGUGCCUGUAUGGUUAGUGAAACUUGUCAAUCACAUGGCCAAACCCAGGUUUCAUUUCCAGUCACCAAAGAACCGAAAACUUAACAACACAAGAAGUUUCGAGAAUUUUUUGGAAGAAUUUCGCUAACACAAAAGAGACAUUCUUUCUGUGUAUACCUGACUGUUGAGUUUUCAACUAAGUAAUAAACCUCGUAACUGUCAUGGGUUUUAUUCUAAUCAGUAUUGCUUAUAAUGAAAGGUCCCAUGUAGUGAAGGACUCAUUGGAAGUGUUUAAAGAACUUACACUCCUUAGAGAAUUUAUCAUCCAUGACAGCCAUGGUUCCAAAUCCCAAAUAGAACAUUCGCGCUUUGGGAUCAUUUUGACGGUUAGAGUAGAUGACCUCUUCUUCAUCUCGUUACAAAUGGAGUGAACUGUAAUUGGUACUUCAUUAUGUCUUAUCUAGUACUGUGAAAAAAUACAGAUGUUAUUUCUCUGUUACUUCUUGGUCAACUUGUAAAAAUAAAAGAAAGAAAACCUUUCGAUAAAAACAUGCCUGUGAUAAUAGUAUCUUCAGGAUCAGUUGUGACCUUAGUAUCUUGUUAUUUUAUUGUGCGCUGCCUAUAUUUACUAGCGGCAAAAUGUUAGAAAGUAAUUUUCACAAUAACAAACAUAAUGUUUCUAUAAAAAUUAUAUAAAACAAUCGCCAAAAAUAUCUUAUGCUUAAAUAUAUCUUUAGGGCAGAAGAUUAUGUGUACACUGUGACUGCUACUCUGCUUUGAGGUUGGGGGGGCUACUUAAAAUUGUGUAUGGCAUUAGGAUGAUGUCUUUUGAACUUAGAAUUUUGGGAGAAAGGGUAUUUUUUUCCCCCCAAUGAAGUUUCUGGUACUAUGACUUUUAGUUUGAAUGAUACUCGAGUAUUAAUAAGUCAUAGUGUAUAUGUCAGUUUAUAUUUUUGUUAAUUGCCUUAAGAGAUGCAACAAAAUUUAACACACACACACAUACAUUCUCUCUUAUUAUAUACAUAUAUAAACCUGCUCAGAUUCAAAACUUACACAUGUUUUGAGUAUAUAAAUAUAUUUACACAACUUUUUGACCUUAAAAGUUAGGCAUCUCCCCUACCAUGAAUUUGUAUAAAAAACCUAAACUAUUUAGUGGCUUAGGAGGGAUGCCUAACCUCAGUUUUAACCCCCUAUGAUUUACCUCAAUAGAUGAUAAAAACUACAAAAAUAUUAUAUAUUUGUGGUAAAUGUGAUAGAAUUUUUGAUGAUUUUUACAAAUCACACAAGUCUCUUUCAAUGUGUACAAAAAUACAGUUGUUUUUUAGAUAGCUACUCUGUAAGGAAACAGUCAUUUUUUUCACCCUAUGCAUUACACAAACUUAACUUGCAAAGAGAUCUAAAGGAUACAAUAAUUAAAUGUUGAUAAUUUGAGAAAUAUUGAAUUUGGAUGAUAUAGUGCAUAUGGAGUAAGUAUGAACACACAACUUUUUAUUAUUCCCACCAAAAUUCACUAGCAAUAAGUGUUGUUAGUUUUGUCAGUAUUGAAGAAAACAUUUAAAAGUCUCUAUUUAUAUGAAAUCUUGUCUUGUAUCAUUCCAUCCAUAGUGGAACUGGAUGCAAUUUGAAAUGCAAAGUCAGGGAAAUGAGUUUCCCAUUAGAGUUGUGACUGAGAAUGGAGACUCUCUCCCUGACAAGAGAGACAUUUUGUUAUCCAUUGUCUCUAGUUCCAGAAUCAUCACUUUAUACAGUGAAGAGCACAAAGGCCAUUUUCCAGAGGUAUUUGUAAGGUGAUAUUUAAGCCACGAAUUUUGAAAAAGCAUGUCAAGAUGCAGAAGGGAGCAUACCUCUGCCCUAUGCGCUUUUCUUGGUCUUGGCCAUUUGCAACUGUAUCCGUCUUCCCACUUUCCUCUUUCCAACUAAAAGGGGGAAAUGGGAGAUUUGGAAUAACACUCAUACACAUGAAAUUUAUAUAGUGUAAUCGAUGAAGUAUUUAAAGCUUCUGCAAGUAAUCACAAGCAUUUAAUAAUAACAUUAAAUAAUAAUGGAAUUUGUAGAAUGACAGGUAUAAAAAUUAUGUCUUAUUUAACACAGUUAAUAGAAAUGUAACGGGGACAUCUGCAAAUGGCCGUUAGUCUCUUCCCUUAAUUUAGUACGCUUAAAAACACACAUACACAAACACAAGGUGGAAUUCUUACUGCCUUGAAGUUCCACAUUGCCAGUUGCUAUUGCAUAAGGUGUGUGGAAAUAGAUGAGCAAAGCAAAUACAAGGUGCAGGAAUUGCACUCCUUGAUAACAUGGAAAAGCUACAAGGUUUUUAGCAUUGUGGUUGUUAAGUACAACCAGAUGAUUUGUCUUCCUAGUUGCUGAGAAAAAUAUGUAGCUUAUUCAUUUGUUAUUAAUCACUUAAUGUGGCAAUGUCGAGGUUUUUAUCUCAAUCAAGCCUGUCCUUUUUUUUUACUGUAGAAUAGAGUUUAAAAUAUUUUUGUUUCCUUGAUUUUGUAGAUAACCAGCAAAUUGAAAAAUAUUAUUUUCAAUUUGCAGUUUUCAGUGUUUUGUCUGUAUUAUUGUUUUUUUAAGAAUGCUUUUAUUAUUCAACUUGUUCAUAUACAUGAUAUUUAAUAUGUUGUCAUGUAUUGUGUUCUUUAAACAAAAUGGCUGUUCAAAACAAAACCUGGGGAAAAAGGAAACCGGCAAAUAUCUUAGCACUGUUAUUGUAAGAUUUAUUGAAUUUAAAUACACAUAUUUGAAAAUGUUGUUGCCAAAAUGAUGUUUGUGAUGUGCAAGUAACUCAUACUGUUGUAAGAUAUUCUCAUGUUGACUGUGUUGACUUUAUGGUGCGAGAUUGUGAGUUUAGUGGUUUCUUUGUUCCCUCUGGAAUGUAUUCCGACACGUGAGUGGUAUCCAGCUUUUCUGCUGCUUCACUGAAAGGAAUAUAUUAAAAACCCUAUAAAAAUUUAAAGGUGUACUUUGUGGGAUUGAUCUAUUAUUUUUGUUGUUCAAUAAUAAUUCUUUACAAUUGCUUAGAAAUUAAAAACUCGUUGUAAUAAGUAGUUGAUAAGAUAAGGACGCUCUUCAUAUUGCAAGUGGUGAUAAACUCAUUUUUGCUGUUCACACUUGUAAUAGUGAGCUCUUCAGCAUUCCUGCCAACUGAAAUGUAACAGCAGCAGAUUGUGUAACAUAACUCCAAUCAGAUAGGUGUGGCAUGAGGAACCUUCAUAUUCUUGAGUUCACUUAAAAAUAGGCAUUUUUAACAGCAGGUGAAAAAAUGAAUGCUUUAUUGGAGGGAUGGCUGCAUGCUGUUCAUGUGGAUGAAAUUUGUUUGGAAGAAACAGCUGAUUUAUGUAAUGAAGUCAAGUUCCUGUUUUCCGUGUUAGGAGUGCUUUGUAAUCGUGAUAUACCAAUCCUUGUUUUCACUGUGCCAUAAUGGUGGUGGGACAGCAUUUCAGUUGGCAGCAUGAACAAUCAGUACUAGACCACAGAAACUUUGAAGAAAUGGUUGUGAGAUAUUUUCUUCCUCUUUUCUUCCCCUUCUUUUGUUUCCCCACUUUGGAGAGUUCUGUCAUUUCAGUGCAGAUGUGCAAUAAUCCCUUGACAGAAUAGUUUAGAUUUAUUAUAUAAAACAUAAAAAUAUAUGAAAAAACAUUGCUUCAUAACAAAAUAAUUUUCCUUUUGUUAUAUAUUCUUAUGUAUACAUAUUACCAAAAAUGUUUAUUUAAAUGUAGGUAUUGCAUUCCAAGCCUUGUGAAUUAUUACUGUACUCAGCAUGUUUUUAUUUUUGAGUGUGUGAGGUUGCACUUAAGGUGACAGUUUUGAGGGGUUGUUCCUUCAACAGUAAGGUGUAAUAUGUUGGUGCCCUGUCAAGGUGUGGCAGAAACUGUUGUGUGAUGUUUUAGUGGGGUCCUAAAUGUUGGUUAUUAUUGACUGAACUUGUACAGUAGCUGUUAAUUUUUUAUGUUCAUUAGAAGAAAUUAUCUUUUUUUUUUUCUUUUUAGUCAGCUCAAGUACAAAUUUUUAAAUGUAAACCAUAGAACACAUUUACUGGUUAUUGUAGUUAGUUCGGAGUUUUUAUAGUUCAUCUCAUUCUCUAAAUAUUUUACUGUUAUUUCCUUUUAUUUAAUAUUCAUUUGUUUGAGCCCUCCAGAAAUUUAUAACGAGCCUUAUCGUAAAUCUGAACAAUAUGCUAGAUCCAUUACAUAUGUAUUACAAAUUUGUGAUUUUAUAUUUGGGCCUAGAAGUCAGUAACAUCAGUGCAUACUACAUUUUCUUUAGGUUACAAUAUGGAAAACUUCUGUAAAUCUCUUAUGAACUCUGCCCAUAGACUGCAGUGCCUUUUAAGAUGACAGAAUCUGUGACUUGGCACUCUCCAUGAUCAGUGGGCACAUGUGUUUGUUUUAUUUCCAUUUUGUGACACCUUUAGCAUGUUCUUCCAUUUGGAUGAAGUCAAAUUAUCAACAUAUCACUUUCAUCAAUUACCGUAUGUGCAUGUAAAGGUUUAUUGUUUUAUGCUUGUUUGAAAUUUUACAGAGCUGCAGCAAUAUAAUGAAAAUCAGAAAAGAGGCCUCUUGAAACAUUUUUGCCAAUAGAUGCACCAAAUUAUUUAAAAGAUAUGUUAUUUUCACUCAUAGUCAUUACCUUAAAAUGUUAAGUAUGUUUUUGUGUGUUAUAAUCUUUGUAAUAUUGAUUGAAUUACAAGUACAUACCUUUUACAUAAGAUAUUGAAUAAAUACAAUUAUUUCCAGGGUUUGUAUAAAUGCUAUGGAAACAGACUUUUGUCAUUUAGUGUAUCUGUUGAAACAGUAGCCCUUAGUUUAUGUUCUGCUGAUUAAAUGGGUGCCACUUUUAUCUUCAUAAAUUUCAGCUGUCUUAGUGGCAAAUAUUUUUAACCUGUGCCCAGAACUGAUGCCUAGCGAGUAGCCAUAAUGACCAAUUAUUUUUCCAUUUUCUUUUAAUUAAAGAAGAGGGUGUGAGCUCAGAGGAUAACAUUACUCCAAUUUUGCAUAGUCAUUUAGUAUGUGUUUUCAAACUAAACUGAUUUAAAACUUCCAAGGGAAAUUUCCCAGAGCUAGUCCUUUAUUAUUUGAUAAAAUAUUUACUGAUAAGUUUUUGUUUAGGAAACAAAUGUAUCAUCAGUUCUUCUUUCUUUUUUAAUUUGAACUCACAAGUUAUGUACUUUUCCCUGUUCAUGAAUAUACUUUUCUUUUACAAAUAGUACAUGAUACACCCAUACAGAUAAUAUAAUGUUAUAUAAAACACUGAUAAUAUUGCUAUAAUAAAUAAUUUUGAAAUUAUAGUAUUCAGAGUUGUCUUACAUGAAAGUGGUAAAUGUAAAAUUGUACAGCAGAAUAUUACAUAAAGUAUGUUAAAAUUUAAUUUUAGAAUUGAUAUUAAUAGGGCUUGUGCUAAAACGAAAGUUGCCAUGGAUGUACUGCUCCUAAGCAAGGUUUCAAUUUGUUUGUGUAAAACUGAUUAGAGAGUUUGGCCCCAGACGUGAUUUUAUUCGUUAUUCAGGGUUCCUGUUAAAAAUGUUCAGCAUUCAUUCUUGCUAUUUUUGGAAACUGUUAAGUAUCUUUAAAUUUACCUAAGAAUGCUUAAUUUGUAUGAUCUUUGUUUUAUGAAAUAAAUAGUCACCUAAA